AUGGUAGAAGUCGAGCCGCUGGCAAGAAUAACCGAGCAGAUGGUUAUGAAACUCAUCUGGCAGCAUAUCAUCUACCGAUUCAGUAUCCCUCGGUGGCUCGUCUUAGAUAACGGAAGGCAGUUUGUCGGCCAAGGACUCAGAGAAUGGUGCGGAGGAUAUGACAUUCAGCAAGCAUUCACCUCGGUAGCCUACCCUCAAAGCAACGGGCAAGUGGAGGUCGCCAACCACGAAAUUCUCAUAAUCCUCCACGCUCGGCUAGACCAUACGGGAGGCAGUUGGGUCGAUGAGCUCCCCAGUGUACUGUGGGCGCUUCGCAUGACUCCCAAGAAAGGGAUCGGGGCAACUACUUCCCACCUGGUGUACGGUGGAGAAGCGGUCGUCCCCGUCGAGGUCGGAGUUGAAUCCGAUCGGAUGCAACACUACAGCGAGGACAAUGCCGAGAGGAGGCUCUUGGAGCUGGACUUGGUGGGUAAGUGUGGAGAGGGAGUGGCCGACACUUCUUCUGCUAGGGAUCCUUGCGGCAGGAGAUGGCUGGCGAGAAGCGGCUCGCGGCAGGAGAUGGCGCUUCAAGAGAGGAAGGAGAUCGCGGCAGGAGAUGGCGAAGAGAGGGAGAGGGAGGUUUGGGAAAGUGCGAUCGCGACAGGAGAUGGCGAAGAGAGGGAGAGGGAGAGCUCGCGAAUCGCGAUUUCUGCUAGGGCUCGCGUCGAGCUCGCGGGGGCGCUUCUGCUAGGGCUCACAGUGUAG
Molecule: messenger RNA, 744 nt
Organism: Zingiber officinale
Lineage: Eukaryota; Viridiplantae; Streptophyta; Magnoliopsida; Zingiberales; Zingiberaceae
Exons: 2
Coding region: 1-744 (247 amino acids)
Biological process (GO): DNA integration
Molecular function (GO): nucleic acid binding
Source: RefSeq, a predicted model, not a curated record